AUGCAGUUCCAGUACCGCGCCGUAGAUGAGCGCCGAAGCCGGUCCCCUCCGCCGCCAGCGGUGCCAAGUACUCCUGGCUCCGGAUCGGCAGACAGCCACGGCAGCGGCGGUCGGGCAGAGCGCGUGGGGGAUUCGGCCGUGACGCUAUGGCAGCCUAAUCUGCCGCCACCAGAGACAGCGGCGGUCGACGCUGACGAGCUGCGACGGCAGACGGAGAAGGCGAGGAUCAGGGAGCGGAUCCUCAGGGAGGAAGCGGAGCACUGGGAACUCGAGCUGGAGGUACGUAGCGAGUUAAGGGAACAGAUGCUGCGUCAGUCAUGGCCUGUGCUCGGGCGAUCGGCGAGGGGAUCUGACACGCCGGCGGCGCUGUCAACGGGAACGAUUACCGCCGCCAACUCGUCGCUGCCUGUUGUUACGCCUGAGGCCCACCCAAAAGCAAACACACUUGCAACCGCGCCGACCAAGCGGAAGAGCCCUGAUCGUGCCACUGGAGCAUUGUUGGCUCCAAGCAGCAAGAAGCAGAAGAACACACUAACCUGCAUGGUUUGUGGCAUCACCACAAACAGUGAGAAGGCCAUGCAAGGCCACCUCAAUGGGAAGGUGCGCAAGAGGAAGGUGGUAGCACUUCCGGAGUUGCCAAAGCUAGUGGCAGAGACAGAGGAGAGAGGGCUUGAGGCAGGGGAGGAAGAGGCAAUGUCGAUGGAGACAUUGGGAGAUUACAAACCGACAAAGUUCAUGAUGGCGACGACCGCAGGAGAGCUGAACGAAGUGACACAGAUGGACGGGUACCUCCUUUGCGAGUUGUGCAAUGUGCGGACGGCAGACCGCGUUACCAUGAUGUGCCACCUACAAGGCAGCAAACACAUCUCUAAGGGCCUGAAGAAACGUCAACCCUCCAGCAAGCCAUCGGGUGAGGCGUGUGCCACUGCCACACACACCGUGCGGCGCUUGGAAGGCUUUCUGCUCUGCGAGCUGUGUGAUGUGAAGGCCGCAUCCAUGCAUGGCAUGCGUCAACACUUGUCAGGGAAGAAGCACAAGAAUAAGGCGAACACCAGCUCUGAUGCCUCUGUCAACGUGUCCACAGGUGGAAAGGAAGCAGCCAAAGCAAAGUCGAUAGACACAGACACGGCUGUCAUCUCUGACAUGGUAGCAAAGGUGGAAGCCCCAUUGGAGAAGUCCUUGCAACCAAAGCUUGGUGAUGACGGCAACAUCCGAGGCCAUCAUGCGGUCUCACCUGGCUGGCAAAAGCACAAGCGCAAGAUGACGUUUGCUGCACGAGGAAACAAUGACUUGUGUGUCCUUGCCACCAAGGCUGAUGAGGUGCAAGACAACAGCUCAAAGUCCACGAAAGCCAAUGUGGAGGCUGGAUUGGUGCCGUCAGCGGUGCCACAAGCAAAUACUGCUGCCGACAAAGAAGAAUCAGCCCCGUCGUUGGCAACUCCACAAACGAAAAACACCGUUGCAAUGGCAUCCAUGGCAGUAGAUCGACCAGCAGAAGCUCAACUUGAUACUUGCGUUGUUGGACCAACUGAGGAUUGCGAGAUUACUGAGGAAGCUGAAGGAGAGCACGCAGCUGCCGGAUCCAAUGGCUCUGUGACCCAAACUAAGGAAUCCGUGAGAACAAAUGACACCACUGCUGUGCCUGGCAAGCCAAUCAAGAUCCAGGCGGAGGGCAAGGUGUUCACCGUGACGCAGCAGGAGAAUGGCAGUCUCUCGUGCGAGGUGUGUGCCGUACAUGGAUACGACAAAGACAGCAUGAUUCUGCACCUCUACACUAGCACACACUGGGGCAAAGCCAGUCUUGCAGAGAAAAAAGAGAAGGAGCAAGCGUGCAUGGUUGCAGUUGCAAUGGUGAACAAAGAUAGCGAGGUUGGCAGCAUGGCAAGUUAG
This is a messenger RNA of Miscanthus lutarioriparius, 1890 nucleotides long. The record is from the annotation of a GenBank genome assembly. Lineage: Eukaryota; Viridiplantae; Streptophyta; Magnoliopsida; Poales; Poaceae.